AUGGGCAGUAAGACUUGGGACUGGGAUGAUCUUACACCUCAAAUUACACCGAGAUCAGUCAUUUUCGGAGACUUCAACGUCGACUUUGACCAAGAUAAAAAUAAAGCCGGCCACCUCCUCAAGUGGGCAGAUCAAGUUGGACUGGCUCCUUAUGUUACCGAUGCUUGUACAUCCCGUCGUUCAAAGCGCAAAAUCGACUACGCUUUUUCAUCGGGUAUACAAGUGACAGUGGACACAUACGAAGGUUCAACAAGAAGUGACCACAAACCAGUGAUUGGCUUCAUAUCCUGUGAAUACAACGAAACAGAAUAUGCUUCAAAAACGUCAUGGAAGGCUUUCGAUAUGUUUCUAUCUUACGCAUAUGGACUAUGGGAACUCCACUGGUCCACGAACGAUAUGAAUGAUACUUAUGAUGCGUUUAUUCAAUGGUUAGUUGCGGUGAAGGCGCAAUGUUCGAAGUCUAUACUGAAGAAAAAAGCCAGAUUAUCAAUCCCGAAGGAUAUUCAAGAAAUGCUGAUGCAAUGCCGAGAUCUGGCGUGUAAAGCAAGUCGAAAAGGAGAAUACGUCAGUGAAUAUCCUUUAAAAGACGUCUUUUCAAAAAUGUCCUCGGGUUUUUUUCCUUCAGAAAAAUGUCUUCCGGAAUUUUGUUAUUUAAAAGGUGUCUUUGAAAAUUCCAGAAUAGACACAGUUGGUCUUUAUAAAUGGAAACCAUCGACUCGAUAUUCAUUGAUGAUACGUCGUCGUCUUCGCCAUCGUUUUUACGAAGAUCUUCUUCAUCUUCAUCUUCAUCUUCAUCUACUUCACCAUCACUCUUACGAACAUCUUCGUCUUCUUCUUUAUCUACUUCGUCUUCAUCUACAUCACCUAAAGCCCUCAAUUACAAAAACAACAUCAAAUAAACGAAAAUUGAUGUUAUGUAUCGAAGGAUAUCAAUAUCAAUUCAAAGAUUUCCAUAAAAAUAAAACUAUCAAAUUUUGGCGUUGUGCAAAGCGAGAUUGCGGCGUACUUUUACACACCCAUCUGAAUGAUGAAUUUAGAUGUUUUUCUGGAAAGAAGGUUAACCAUACGCAUUUGCCAAACAAAUACACAGUGGAAUGCCGCCUCGAACAAAAAGAUCUCAAACUAGAACUGCUCAGCAACGUAUGA
Adineta ricciae is the source of this 1146-nucleotide messenger RNA. The record is from the annotation of a GenBank genome assembly. NCBI's taxonomy places the organism in Eukaryota, Metazoa, Rotifera, Eurotatoria, Adinetida, Adinetidae.